Messenger RNA from Botrytis byssoidea, 855 nucleotides. RefSeq lists its product as uncharacterized. Gene Ontology annotation, cellular component: mitochondrial inner membrane. Gene Ontology annotation, molecular function: S-adenosyl-L-methionine transmembrane transporter activity. Gene Ontology annotation, biological process: transmembrane transport. The transcript has a single exon. The record is from RefSeq and is a predicted model, not a curated record. Lineage: Eukaryota; Fungi; Ascomycota; Leotiomycetes; Helotiales; Sclerotiniaceae. Bases 1 to 855 code for a protein of 284 amino acids.
AUGACACAAUCAAACUUCACCUCCGCUCUCCUAGCGGGAGCCCUCGCCGGUACCACGGUCGACCUCACCCUUUUCCCUCUCGAUACUUUAAAAACCCGCCUACAAUCUUCCGCCGGCUUCAUUGCCUCUGGAGGCUUUACAGGUGUGUAUCGGGGAGUAGGUUCUGCCAUAAUUGGCUCUGCGCCCGGAGCUGCAUUGUUCUUUUGUACAUACGAAGCUACCAAAAGCGCAUUUGCGAAACGACGAGAUACCUUAAAUGCAAAUAUACCUGGGGGUCGCGAAACGGGGAAAGCAGUUGAGCAUAUGGUUGCAGCAAGUCUGGGAGAGAUUGCCGCUUGUGCGGUUCGUGUGCCUACGGAAGUUGUCAAGCAGAGAGCUCAGGCGGGGCAAUAUUCAAGCUCCUUACUCACGCUCAAGGCGAUUUUGGGACAAUACAAACACAUUGGGGUUGCAGGAGUGUGGAGGGAACUCUAUCGCGGUUGGAGUGUUACCAUAAUGCGGGAAGUGCCGUUUACAAUCAUACAAUUUCCUCUCUGGGAAUCUAUGAAGGCAUACAGGAAGAGAACAAGUGGAAGAGAUACUGUGAACGCAGUGGAGAGUGGGCUUAUAGGAAGUCUUGCGGGCGCAGUCGCGGCUGCGGCUACUACCCCUUUGGAUGUGCUGAAGACGAGGAUGAUGUUAGAGAAGCAGAAGAAGUCGACGAAGGUAUUGUUGAAGGAGAUAAUAGCUACGAGUGGUCCUAAGGCAUUCUUUGCAGGGAUAGGCCCAAGAGUAAUGUGGAUUAGUAUUGGAGGGGCGAUAUUCUUGGGUAGUUAUCAAUGGGCAUACAACGAAUUGGCUAAGGAGGGAAAAUGA